This is a messenger RNA of Acanthaster planci (crown-of-thorns starfish), 5067 nucleotides long. RefSeq names its product DNA repair-scaffolding protein-like. Gene Ontology annotation, biological process: double-strand break repair via homologous recombination; regulation of establishment of protein localization to chromosome. Lineage: Eukaryota; Metazoa; Echinodermata; Asteroidea; Valvatida; Acanthasteridae. The record is from RefSeq and is a predicted model, not a curated record. Gene Ontology annotation, cellular component: nuclear chromosome; nucleoplasm.
AUGCUUCACAUUCAAAAUGGCCGCGCCCAUGUGUAGAUGUCAUGGAUGUGUGAUGAGUCCGGAACUUGGAACUUAAGAACAGAACUCGUAGGCCGACCAUACAAGUUGGAGACAGUCAUUCUUGUCCACCAAUAAAGAGCACAAUUCUACCCAUACAUACAGUCAUUGAGCUGGGCUUACCAAUUCCGGCAUGCUGAACAAGAUGAGGCAUGUGACAGCACAGCCCCUGUCUGAUCAAGGCUGGGGGCGUUGCCAGGCAGAGUUUCAGGGUGUGGACUGGGGCACGGAAGAGAGGACAAGGGUGAAGUACCAGAAGAGGAAACGAUCCAAGAAGAUGGGCUUGGAAUCAGUUGCAGUUGAUGAGCAAGGAUCAUUAGAUAUUGACUGGAGCUCCAGCAGCGACAAUCUUUCCGAUGCGGAGCCCCUUCCCCAUCAGGAGGCAUCCCGAAGUGGCCCAAGGAAGCAUCUCAAAAGGAAGAAGAGCUAUGGGUCUUCGAGACGUCGGGUCAACCAAGGGCCUAUGAGGUUCAGGGGGUUGUUAGAGGGUGAAGAUGUAGACAUCAUGGAUGAAGAGGAGGAGAAUUUGGGGGGAAGUGUACUCGGAAGCUGGAUGAUGAAAUCUUCUUCAUCCUCUAAAAAUAAAGAUGAGGCCUCCUCAUCAGAAGACAGAAAGUCCACCCAGAUUGUCAUUUCUGACUAUGAUUCGCCAUCAGAGGAGCAAGGCACUGCCGCGUCUAGUUCUCAGCAGGCGUCCAGUUCCCUGCACAUCUCCGACCAGUCCCCUACCCCUCAGCCGUCGCCCUGCCAGAGUCCCGACAAGGAGAGCCCUCGGACCGGCACGGAACUGUUGAAGAAGCUCAAACUCCCUGCCAGGACUCCAGACAAAGAGGCUGGGGUGGGAGGGCCGAGUGGGGGCGGCGACUCGACCAAGAAGAAGAGAAAGUUUGUGAGGGGUGGACUAGCCGAAGGGUUACAGAGGGUCAUCAACAGGGAGAAAUCGGCCAUGGCUUUUUGGGCUCACCGCACAGUGGACACCGCAACAUCUCAGAGUUUGAUGCUGGAUUUGCUCGUCCUCUCGGUUGAGGAGGCCAGAGGAUUAUAUGUGACCAGAUGCCGGAUGUGCCCUUUCACCUCAGAGGCACCCGAUGAUGAUGACAUGCUUGUUUUGUUUGCCCAAGCCAAUGGAAGGCAGCUUAAGCUUGGCGUGGGGUCAAGGAUCAGAGUUUAUCCACCAUGGCAGAAGUUGACGUUGCCUAACUACAAGGAAACUGUGAUUCUGUGUACAUAUUUCUGCCAUCCUGUGGACACAGCAGACGAAACACCCCCUGAUGUUGCAACGACUCAGUCUUUGUUCCCAAACAAGACAGCCGGGAUGUCUCUAGAAAAGGAGCUGAAACCUGUUCGACUCUUCCAGCCCCUCCCAAAACAAACGACAUCAGCAGAUUCAACACUGCAGUUGGUUCUGCCGAAUGUAAAGGAGGCUCCCGCUGACCAUGUUUCAGACUCCUUCCUGGACAGCAUUGCACAGAGCGGGGGCUACACGACAGCAGGCAUGUGCGUGCGAGCUAGGAUUCACAGGGUGCACUGCCGAGGCAGUAAUGCUGAGCCUGUGUCAAUGAAUAGGAAGCAACAAGGUUUCAGCAAACCCACCCAUGAGUCAUCUGUUGGGUCAACUCAUUGGGCGCUCAUCUUGCAGGACAACCACGGAGUCUUCUGCGAACUCCAGGUGACUGUUGGUUACACUGGGGAGGAGGAGGAGAUUUGGAGGCGGAGUCUAAGAGGGGGAGAGGGGAAGACGAUGGUGUUUGCCGGUCUGAAGGUCAUGAGACGAGUGAAUCGAACAAGGUUCCCAGGUCUUUUCUCCCUGAUUGACUCCCUGUGGUCCCCGUGCGACACUCCCAUCAGCCAGUCAGAGGCAGAGUCUCAGUCGCAGGGACUUGUGUCACCACAGAGCUUCUGCUACAUCCUUGGAGUGCAGAUGCUGAGGAACACCAUCAGGGAAGAAGUGUCAGACAGGGUGAGAAUACCCUACCGAGAACCAGUGAUACACACACUGCGAGAGGUUCAGCAGCUGUCUGAUGAAACAUCUACUCAACGAGUGACGUUCUUUGCCAAAGUGGUCCACGCUCACUCAGAAGUUGGGGCUGACAAUAUGCAGUCUACGCAGCAACUGGGCAGUAGCUCAGUAAGGCACCUCUUUCUGACAGACCACACUCUCUGUAGUGACUUUACAGCAGAUGAAGAAGACGAGUCUGGCACUAUGACGGGAAUGCUUGGACGUAGUAUUCCAGUAGGUGGAGCUGGUUUCAGUGCACAUCAGUGUCAAGAUACAAGACUUGUUUACGUUCACGUGAGAGUCUCCUGUCAUUUAACGGAGUGUGUUCAGGAGAGUCUAGCAAAUCCUGGUAGUCUGAUGCUGUUCCGAGAUGUGUGCUUGGAUCAAGGAUGUUCUCUGCACGCUGACACCUACACUGCGAUACAAAGCAUUGCGAGGAAAACUGGACAGUGUGGUGAGUCGGAUACAUUCAGCCCCAAGGACGACAUCAUCAGCAGUUUGUCACAUGCUCCCGUUCCACCAAUCCCAACGCUCGAUCUUCACAAUGAAGAGAACACUCUCGUUUCUGUAGCAGGAGUGGUGACUGGAGUAGAUGAGACAACUGCAUACAGCUGGCCGGCAUGCAACACUUGUGGCAAUAACAGACUGGAAGCAGAGACUACCAGUGGUUCUCAGUUGCACUGUGGGACGUGUCAAAAGGUGGUGACCUCACCUGUGACCCGUAAGCAUCUGGAGUUGUUCCUCCGUUGUCCAUCGUUGAAAAGCGAGGACUCCGUGGUCAAAGUGCGGUUACUGCAGCCUAGCAUUGAGCACAUCUUGCCCCCACUCAACAGCCAGGAAGAAGGGUACGACCUCCAGUGCAUCAUGGGAGUUAGCAUCGGCCCAGUCAGCUGCUUCCUAAGAAGUGUUGGCAGGCAACCUGGUGAGCCAUUAACCUUUGACCUGGAGGAAGUGUCUCUUUGAGACAAGAUUUGACGCAUUCGUCGAGAAUCAGUAGGGCUGUGCAAAUUAUUCCAAGGUUUGGGUAUGCACUUUCUUACUUCUUGUAAAAAUGUGUACAUUCAUUUUUCUCAAGAUGUAGAGGGAAUUUGAUUGAAUGGAAGUAUAAAUAUGUAAUUAUUCAGUUAUUCAAAGUUUCUCAGCCUUAAGAAUCAGGAGAGUUUAGAAUGUACUUUUUAACCAGUGUGGCAUUCUGCCCGGUUUAAAUUUUACUGCUGUUUCCAACACUUUGAGUUUCUGUAAACUUUUGUUGGCUGUAAAAAGAUACUGUUUACAAUAUAAUAUAUAAUAAAUUAGAUUCAAUGAAGUGAAUGCUUCCUGGCUUGUUCCCAAAUUCUCCUUUUUAGGAGGACUGAAGCAAACAACAUUUCCAUCAAAUUGGCCUCUCAAAGUAUUUUGCCAGUUUGUGGUUUUUUUUUUAAUCGUAAUCAACAAGAAGACCAGUGUUCUCAGUUGUUGCUAUAUACAGAAAAGUUGUCUGAAACCAAAAAUAGAAGUGCCCUGGUGAAAUGGCACUUUCAUUAUAACGCAGUGUUUGUUUAAGGCACGGCCGGUGUUGUUUUGAAACUGGAUGCGUAAUAGCAUACAUUUGCACUUUCGGCCUGUUUGUCCUAGUUUCGAGCAUUACAUAACCGAUGUCAAUAAAGCUUGCAGGGAAACCGAUGAUGUUCCAGUGGGUGCUUUCCCUACAAAUCCACCACCUAAACAGGUCACAGCUGGUGGUGAUCAUUCAUUUGUGAACUUAAUGUAACAAGUACUCACCAUGAACAACUUUCUAUCUAUGCAUGAAAUCAAAAGCUACAUAUCCCUUUUUUUUUCAUUUUGAUUCUGUGCUGAACAAGCCUUUAUAUUUGGGGGGGGGUUAAACUACAAAAUUAGAUUUAUUCUGGUUUUUUGCCACAUAUUGAUCAGUGUUUAAGCUUUUUUUAAGAAAAAAAGGUUUAUAUUAAUGUAGAGGCCAUAUAUUUGGGAAGUUGGACUCAAAGUCAUUAUAUUCAAUUUCAUAAGGACCAUGAAUCAUUUGAGUGAUAGCUAAAGCCUUUCCUGUACUGUUUGUAGUUACAAGAGAGGUUUACGGGUUAUUUGUAAGUUUUGGUUUGAGAAGUUUUGAGUAGCGGAGCAUCUCUUACUCAGCAAGGUGACCGUCUUUGAGGGCCGUGCCCUUUUUAUGAGACUGCAGUAUUGUUCAUUGAACUUCAGUCAUUGUCUGCUAUGUGGAUCUAUAAACUUUUCUGAAUUCAGGUUAUAAAACCGUUAACUUUGACGUUUUAUUUUUUUCUAUUCUGUAUACUGCUUUAAGGGUUGAUGCUAAGAAUGUACCAGUCUCAUGUAUCGGGAAUUUGCACAAUAUUGCCUUGCACAGAAAAUUGUGGCCAAGCAGAAACUGGUUGCUAGCCUCUGGUGCUAGGGAUUGAAAUGCUCUAGCAUUUUAGAAAUGGUACUGCCAUCGCGGGGGGGGGGUGUAAAUUUUAAAAAAAUCGAGCAGUCAUUGUUCGGAAAACAGUUCCAUUCCCCCCCUCAUCCAAUACUGUCACCAUCCCACCUGAUGAGUAUUAAUUAAGACCUGUCUGGAUUUGUUCUUUUCAUGCACAAAUGUUUAACCAACAUUUUCUUGUUUAACAACCCCCUAGGCCCUUUUUGAAUUCAUAUUUAAAGAAAAUUAGGUGUUAUUGUUCUAAGUCCAUGUUAAAACUAUUUAUUGGCUUAUAGGUAAAGCCCAUGAAGCCUGUCACAGUUUAGUUUUUCUUAACAUUGUCCUACUUUAUCUCUAGCUUUUAGCGUUACUCAAGCCUAGGCAUUUUUCCAUUAUUGCAAACUUGAGACCAUUGUUUUCCAAAUCAGAUUUUAUAAUUAGUUCAGUUCGAUUCGAGACAAAACAUCGGUUGCAGAUAUCAGAAAUAUGUUAUUUCCAGGAACAGGUUCUGGUUUAAUCUCCAUGGACUGAAAGUUAAAUUGUUCCUUCAAAGUUUGGAAUUUUGAACAAGUAAAAUUUGGAUGGUGUGCUCACAAUA